CCGAUUUCGUCCGCAGAUUGCAGCGAAAAGAAACACCGUCGCGAUGUCGUGUAACGACAAUUUUUCUCUGCUUAUCUUUCGCAUUCCUUUCGUUAUUCUUUUCUCUUUGCGUCCCUUGCCCUCUUGCUCCGUGUCGAAAGCAUAGAAAAUAAGUAGCAAGGUUUGCGACGUAUUUACAUUCGUUCGGUAAAUGUGCUCCGCCACGCCAGGUUAUAAAUACUAUCAGUUUAUAAAUAAUCGUCAGAAAUAUCGCGGGACGAUUGCGAGAGGCGGCAUAGUCGCAUGGAACCAACUGGAACUUGUAUGCUAGAACCGACUGGUGAAACGUGUUGCGCACGCGAUCCAUCACAACCGUUGAUAGAGGAAAUCGAUCGAAAGCAGAAUACGGAAGUAGCGAGUUCGGGCGAGUUUCCGCCUGAAUACUUAAUCAAGCAUCCAUUGCAAAACACCUGGACUCUGUGGUAUUACGAGCCCGAUAGGACUAAAACAUGGGAAGAAAGUCAACGGGAAAUAACGAGCUUUGAUACAGCUGAGGAUUUCUGGAGCUUGUACAACCACAUAAAAACAGCCUCAGAGUUAAGACAAGGUUGUGACUAUAGCAUGUUUAAGCAAGGAAUUCGGCCUAUGUGGGAGGACGAUCAGAACAAGUGUGGUGGACGAUGGCUAAUAAAUCUAGACAAAAAGCAAAGAACUACAGAUCUAGAUAAUUUUUGGUUAGAAAUUCUGCUCUGUAUGAUUGGGGAAGCCUUCAAUGAAUAUUCCGAUGACGUUUGUGGAGCUGUAGUAAAUAUCAGACCAAAAGGAGAUAAACUCGGUGUCUGGACGUCAAAUGCAGAUUGCGCAGAUAGUGUUAUGGAAAUUGGCCGAAAACUCAAGGAAAGAUUAAGGAUUACAUCUAAAACUACUAUGGGAUAUCAAGUACAUAAAGAUACUAUGGUGAAAGCUGGCAGUCAAACAAAAAAUACUUAUACACUUUAAAUAUCAUUAAAAAUUUAUGAUA
Cyphomyrmex costatus is the source of this 1000-nucleotide messenger RNA. It is a transcript of the gene eIF4E4, whose product is annotated as eukaryotic translation initiation factor 4E4. The record is from RefSeq and is a predicted model, not a curated record. Gene Ontology annotation, biological process: translational initiation. The transcript is spliced from 4 exons. Gene Ontology annotation, cellular component: eukaryotic translation initiation factor 4F complex; cytoplasm. Bases 283 to 978 code for a protein of 231 amino acids. NCBI's taxonomy places the organism in Eukaryota, Metazoa, Arthropoda, Insecta, Hymenoptera, Formicidae. Gene Ontology annotation, molecular function: RNA 7-methylguanosine cap binding; translation initiation factor activity.